Messenger RNA from Leptopilina boulardi, 3245 nucleotides. RefSeq lists its product as uncharacterized. Gene Ontology annotation, cellular component: extrinsic component of mitochondrial inner membrane. The record is from RefSeq and is a predicted model, not a curated record. Bases 309 to 3245 code for a protein of 978 amino acids. The transcript is spliced from 5 exons. NCBI's taxonomy places the organism in Eukaryota, Metazoa, Arthropoda, Insecta, Hymenoptera, Figitidae.
UCUGCUCAGGCCUUUAGCUGAACUGUGGUCAUACACUAAUAAUGUAACUUCAUAUCGUUCAUAACAGUCUACCGAUUGUGGUUCCUCAAGAAGUACAUAAAUUAUUUAAAACUUUUACAUUGGAUUUAAUACCCAGAUAUCAUAAAAGUAGAUGAUAUAAGCUUUCAAAAAAGUCCUCACUCAUUAUUAUAUCUUUAUUAGCAACCGAAAUAUAAAACUUUUCGCCAAGCGUAAAAUUCUCAAAGGUGGGCAAAAUCUGCUGAGCGGCACUAUUAAUAAAUACGAUCAACAAGAAAAAAACAACAAAAAUGGAAUCUUCAACAUUUUUUCCAAAUCAGUGCAUCAUUUGUCAAUCGACAACGAAAUUAAGUAGAUGUACCAGUUGUAAUAUGAUUCAAUAUUGCAACAAAAACCAUCAAGUGCAACAUUGGCCACAACAUAAAGCAUUUUGUAAAGCAAUUGCAAAAAUGUUAGAAACAAAAAAAAUUACUCACAUUUAUGAAAAAAUUUCAAAUAAAUCUUUUGAUUCUUGGGCAUCGGCAGCUGGUCCAAUAAUACAAGAAGUUGUACGAAAUUUAAAACGACUUCCAAUUUCAAUUGAAAGUGUUAUAUUAAAAUAUCCCCGUGUAUGUUUUGUUUGUCGUGAAGCUAAACAAGAAAAACUGAAAAAUUGUCCAAAUUGUCCAUUGGCAAGUUUUUGUGAUCAACAUCCCAACAGUGAAAUACACGAAAGACAUUGUUACAUAAUAAAAAAUAAUUCUGAAAUUAUUCUACGAAAAGUACAUACAAAUCCGUAUCUUUUAAAAAAUCAAAUGAAAGCAUUGGCAAAAGGUACAAAAAUUUUAAAACCUAAUGACGAAUCACCAACAUCGAUUAGACAAUUUUACGAUAACUACACAAAGCCAAACUGUGAAAUUUCAGAAAUUCAAAAAAUUUUCCUCUCUGAAUUCUUUAGCAUCUCAUUGACAAUGUUUCACAAUUUACAAAUGAUUUAUUUCGACAAUUUUCCACCUGAAAUUGUUAUUCAUCUUGACAUUGGUGGUGCAAUGACGUUAAUAACUAUUGAUGAUUAUUGGGAAAUUCUAUUACAUUUAAUACCAGAUGUAAAAAUUUUAAAAAUAAUUCAUAUCGAGGGUGAGAUAAAUCACAUGAGUGAACCAUCACUUUGUAAGGAUUGUAAAUUAAAGAAAAAAAAAUUAUUUAUUGAAGCUAAUUCCAUGCCGUAUGAGAGAUAUUUAACUCAAUCAAGUUAUCAAAAACCAUCAUUAAUUGCUUAUUUAAAUAUAAAUCCACCGGGUUAUGAAAAUAUAGUUGCACGAAAUGAUUGGCUUAAAACGAUCGAGGGAUUCCGUAAAGUCACGUCUCCAAUGCUUUUUGCUCCAAUUAACGUAGAAAAAUUUACAAUCGUUGAAAAAGAUUUCUUAAAUUCUUCCAUUAAAUUUAACAUUAUUUACAGUGGAUUUAAUCAUUUUUCAUCAUUAAUGCAUAACGGGAUAUAUGGUGACGGUUCAGUAAGUCGAAAUUAUCAAUUUUUAAUUCUUCUUCAACAAAAUGAUGUCAAAAAUAAUUUCGAAUCACUCAAUGCAAAAAUAAAUCGUCCCCGUUCAUGUUUUUAUUCACAAAUUUGUCAUGUUUGCCGAAAAUUGGAAGCAAAAAUAAUUUGCAAUCGAUGUCGAAUUAUUUCCUAUUGCAACAAUAAACAUCGUGAUCAAGAUCAAAUUCAUCACAAGGACAUUUGUCGAGUAAUUUUAAUGUUGAUGAAAGAAAUGAACACAGCGAAUCUUUUUGAUAAUGCAAAAACAUCAGAUUCAGAAUUAUGGCUACGUGCAAAAAUUGAUAUAAUGAAAAAAGUGAAAACACAACUUGGUAGAAAAUUGGAGGAGUAUGAAAAGCAAAUGUUUCUAUUUCCCAAGGCAUGUGCAAUUUGUCACGACAGCGAUUCGAGUUUAUUGAAAAAUUGUGAAUGUGGGGUCAGUCUCUGCAAAAUUCACAAUAAAGAUCCAAAUCACAAAAAAUUGUGUAAAGAAUUAUCGAUUGCCUAUAAAAUGUCUACAACUGAAACGGAGCCAAAUUUAAAUUUUAUGAUACGAAUAAAUGUUGUUAAAGGUUCUAUUGAUGAAUAUCCAUCGUCAAUGCUUGAGUUUAUAAAUUCUUUUUCUGAACCAACAAUAACCAAUUAUCAAAAUCAUGAAGAGAUAAAUUAUCAACAUUUAGCGACAUCCAAUUUCAUAACUGAUAUGCUAACAUUAAGAUAUUAUAUAAAAAAAAUUAAUCCACUUUUCACGACGAUAACGACAAUGGUGAUUCAUAUUAUUGUUGUAAACAAAAACGAACUUAUGUCAGAAAAUUCUUGGAAACAAUUUUUAUACUCAUUUCAACAACUAAAAAAUUUAGAAAUUGUUUUCAUUGGGCCAGAAGUACCAAAUUGUCCAGAAAGAAUAUUCAACACACCUGAAUUAAAUACAAUUGAAAAAAGAAGAUUAAAAAUCGAUUAUUGCAGUACAACAUAUGAUAAAUAUUUCAGAAAUAAAAAAUUCAUAAAACCGCAAAUAAUCUUAGGAUGUAAUCUUAAUAUUCAUGAGAGUAAAUUAUUCGAAAUUUUAGAAAAUACUUGGAAGGAGACAAUUUUAACGGUGGAAAAAGUUGGAGUUCCAUUUAUUUUAACAUCAGGUACAAAAGAACGUGCCGAAAUGGAGCAUAAAAUAAUUUGCGAUCUUCUUGGAAAAUCUGUGAAUUUUCAAUUUUUCGAAGAAAAUCCAUACUCAUCAUUAACACCGGAAAGAGAUUUUGAAACAGAAGGUGUCAUGUAUGCAAAUAAAUUUGUAAUUGCUUACGAUGGAAAAUAUCAAAAUUCCUCAAAUUCGACAAAUGAGAACAAAAUUAAAAUUAAUGAGAAUUCGCAAUUGGCAACAAAUAUUACAAUAACAGAAGAAAAUAAUUCAAAGGCAAAAGAAAUUAUUAAUAAAACUAAAGAAAUAAAAGUUUGUGAAAAUUUAAGUAAUGAAAAUAAAAAUGAAAAUCCAGAUUUAUUAUUAUUACAGCAGCGUAAUAAAUUUCUUAUCGAUGAAAAUGAAAAAUUAAAAGAACAACUAAUUUCAGCGAAUACUCAAAUUGCAGAACAAAAAAAUCAAAUUUUAAAUUUAAAUAAUCAAAUUUUACAAUUGGAAAAAACUUAUAUUGAUUUUGUUAAAAAAUUUCAAGAAAAUAUUAAUUUAACGUUUGAUGGCAAGGCCGGGUUCGGAUAA